Molecule: messenger RNA, 2964 nt
Organism: Umbelopsis ramanniana AG
Lineage: Eukaryota; Fungi; Mucoromycota; Umbelopsidomycetes; Umbelopsidales; Umbelopsidaceae
Exons: 1
Coding region: 324-2762 (812 amino acids)
Source: RefSeq, a predicted model, not a curated record
CGACAAUUUGAAAAUGGGAUUUUCUAUAAGCUGAUGCUGUUUGGGGUAUGGGUGACGCUUACUUUUGAUGUUAGUGAGAUCACUUGGCGUGAUGGCUUCCGACGUCACAACUUUCACUUGAGUGAAGCUGAUUGGUUGGGUUGCUGCCCUGAAACUCAAGCCGAAGGUCUUUGAAACAGAGAGAAAGUGAAACCUUUCAAACAUCGAACCUGGUCAUUCCUUCCCUUUGACAAAUCGCUUCGUAAACUAGAAUCGUUUUUGACACUGGUGAAGUUGCUUUGAAUUCCAUUCACUCUUCAAGUCUCAGCUCUACAUCUCCAAACAUGGAGCUCAAUCAGCAACUGCCAGACCACCCCAAUCAGUUGAUAGGAGACAAUCCUUCAGCGCUGGACCCUUCAACGCAAAAUGAACACAUUCAACAGUUCUUACAGCAACAGCAACAGCAACAGCAACAGCAGCAGCAGCAACAGCAGGCCAGCAUUGACCAGCAGGUAGCGUCAUUUCUCAGUCAAAACGACCAUUCCGGUAAUGUCGCACACACUAAUCCCGAACUUCAGCUUGCGUCUUCCCACUCGUCUCCUGUACAGCAACAAUCUCAGGGUCAAUCGACACUACAAAUGAUAGAUCGUCAACUAGAAGCCGUUGCCAAACAGCAGGGGCAGAAUGAAGCUGUCAUGUCGCAGCUUUUGUUUAUGGGACAAUCGCAUAACAAUCAACUGUUAAUGGCCAAUGAUCAGCAAGGUCAUCACAAUCAAUUACAGCCUUCGCUUCUUGAAGAGGCGAAACGGUCAGAGCAGGAAGCAAUGCUUGCGAAUGAAGCCAAUAUCAAUUCGUCGCAUCAGAUGCAACUUGGCGCGCAUGAUCCCAACAGCAUUAUGCAUCAGCAAAACGAAGUCUUACAACAACAGCAUAACCAAAUACUGGCUGAUCAUUUAUCAUCGCAAUCCACGACACCGCAGAAUGAGCACAAUAUGAUGCAGCAGCAACAGACACAGGCCACACCUCCUUUGCCGCAACAUCCUACGCGUGAUCAACAGACUGGGCAGAUGCAACAACAGACUGCAGACGAUGUCAAUGAACAAACCGUAUUCAAUCCCAUGUUACAGUCGAUGUCAAACUCGGUGCCUCUAAGCGGUGCAGUGAUGCAAGAGUUGGGUGAGCGACAGUUGCAGCAACCCUCUCCUGCAAGCAUGUCACAGCCUCAGAUCCUGUCCAAUCCCAGCUCACACAGCUCAACACCUCAUUUGCACACUCAAGAAGUUGUUGGCUCGCAGCAUCAUACCCCUGAGCAGCAGCAUGAACAAAUUUUACAAGGCAUAAUGGCUUCUGUUAAUCAUACCAUGGCUAGCAAUACGCACGAUGCCAACUUACAGCAGCAACAAGCCCAAGUGGCUGCCAUGCAACACGCAGUCGCACAACACGUUCAAGCGCAGCAAAUGGCCGCCGCUGUCGCCGCUCAACAAGCCACACCUGGUAUGGCUUAUGACGGUGAUAUGAAGCAACAACAGCAAACGUCACCCUCCAUGGACCAAAUGAUGUCUGCAGCGGCUACCGAUUCCCAGAACUACAAUAAUAAUGUAAUGGGUAACGCCAAAGAGGUUCAAGUGCCAGCAAGUCAUGUUGUGCCAUCCCAGCUAGGAACAUCCAUGCCUCAAAACAUGAACUCGGUCGUCUCUGACAAUAUGAUGCAGCAUGUUGAACAACAACAUGCAAACCAACAGUCAUAUAAUACCAUGCGGAAUAAUAUGAUGGAAGCUAACCAGGCAGUACAAAUGCAUAGCGCAUUAAUGCAGCAACAACAAAUGCAGCAAUUGCAGCAGCAUAUCCAAGCUAUGCAUAACUCACAGACACAGCAGCCUCCUCAACAAGAUCCACAUCUCUCACAACCACCUGCUGAACAUGGUACGAAACGACCGUACGAUACCGGUGCAACUGCUCAACAACGGAAAUCCCGUCGACACACCGUGUCGUCACCUUAUCCCUCUCACCUCAAUAUGCUCCAAAAACCAAAUUUGUAUAUUGAUACGGCGAAUCUUCAACCAAGACAUCAGCCGCCAUUCGUUCCUAUCGUUCCUUCUCAGAUGGGCCAGUCACCUACGACGAACCACGGUGCAAGUUUACCGGGGUCUAUAGCCAACAGUCCUCAAGAAGGAAAGUACCCUGGUGGAUUCAAUCACAUUGCACUACCAGCACGACCUACCAGUCUUUCACAAAUGAAUAUCGAAUCACAAUCUACUGCAUCUCUUUCACGGAAUGUUGCACAGGCUGCACAUGUCUCAGUGAAAGAAUUUGAACAUAUGUCAAGAGAACAGCUCAUUGCCAGACUUGUUCAACUUGAGCAGGAGAAGCGCGGUAACAGUCCUGGCUCUAACUCAGCACACUCUGCCACUACUCCCAUCCCAAGUACCUUACAGCAGUCGACUACAGCGGAAACGAUGCAAGAUAACACUCGGUCCGGACCUGCAGAAGCCGCUGCCACAGACACUAGUACGAAUCCAGAUGAAGAUGAUGACGGUCCGAACACCCCAAUUGACAAUCAUACCUCCACCGAUAAAUCCAAAGCCGAGGGCGAGUCCAAGAACGAUGAUGGCGAAGAGGAGGAUGUCGACGACGAAGAGGAUGAGGACGCCGAUGAUGAUGCGCCUAAGGAAGAGCAAAAGAUGCAGUGCCGAUGGACCAAUUGUGGCCUGGUGUGUGAAACGCUGGAGAGUCUCAUCAGCCAUAUUGGCGAAGCACAUGUUGGAAGUGGAAAGGUGAGCUAAUGGAUUCUCCUAUUUCUCUGGUAUGCAACGUUGUUUUGGUGUACUCAUGUUUCCUGUAUUUUCUAGGCAUCCUACAGUUGUAACUGGGAAGGUUGCGCGCGAGCUCAAAAACCAUUCACGAAACGACACAAGAUGUAUAACCACUUGAGAACGCAUACUGGGGAGCGACCCUAUGUGUGUCAUAAAGAAGGUGAGACGGGGU